Messenger RNA from Myzus persicae (green peach aphid), 1748 nucleotides. It is a transcript of the gene tap, whose product is annotated as neurogenin-2. The record is from RefSeq and is a predicted model, not a curated record. Gene Ontology annotation, molecular function: protein dimerization activity. NCBI's taxonomy places the organism in Eukaryota, Metazoa, Arthropoda, Insecta, Hemiptera, Aphididae. The transcript is spliced from 3 exons. Bases 1 to 939 code for a protein of 312 amino acids.
AUGGAUCCGAAGAGUUUGUACGGUCUUGACGGUUCCGAUUCAGGAUUCGAAAUGAGCUUCGACUCGGAAAAUGAAGCUACGUUUUCGUUGGACGAUACUAUGGGCUCCGAGGAUUUCGCUUCGUCCGUGAGCUUAGCCGACGACGACUUACAAGUAAAACCAAAAAAACGCAGACAAAGAAGAACGAGAGAACGAAGUCCAAUGCAGCUGAUUAAAAUAAAAAAACACCGUCGUAUGAAGGCAAAUGACAGAGAGCGAAAUCGAAUGCAUAUGUUAAACGAAGCUUUAGACAGACUUCGGUGUGUCUUACCAACAUACCCAGAUGAUGCGAAAUUAACAAAAAUCGAAACUCUCAGGUUCGCUCACAACUACAUUUGGGCACUAUCUCAUACACUACAGGUCGUCGAGACUAGCGAACAAUCCCCAAUAGACCAAGACCAACCCCUAAUGCUUACCAUGGGAGACGUAACGGUCAGCAUAAGCCAACAAGGCAACAAAAUCACCUCUUCCACGGGAACAUGUGCUUUGGCACAACAGAAGAAACCGUGCUCGCCGAUAGCCGAGCCACUGGCGACUUCAACGCCUAUAAAGGAGUCCAAGACUCACCAACACACGGUGACGAGUCACUGCAGUCUCAAUGAUUCUGGUUACUUUGAACCACAACGUCUCGACCACCUUCUUGGUAUAACCGCCGAGCAUACUGGACAUGACCACAGUUACCAACCGGACAGAUGGCUUCAGAAACCGGGCGACACUCUGCACCAGCACCACCACCAGCAGCCACCGCCGACCGACAAGACGUGGCCCAAUACUGCGUACUGCAAUGAAUACCAACCUACUUGGCCGCUGCAGACUGCGUGGCACAAUCACGGACCAUUGACGUAUCCGUCAUCGGCUAUGGACCAGAGGUGCCAUGAACCGAUGAUGUUCUACUCUUGAGAUCGGUGAGAAAAACACACCGCUUCAGCACUAAUGCCGGGAGAAUUUAACGCUACCCGGCUAUCGGUUUCUGAUCGUCACCAUUGCUCAUCCUGCUAUCCAGGAUAUCCUGCUCUCGCUCGGUGCUUUUAUCGUUUGUCUGCCCAGGUGACACGAAAACGUGUACUAGCUAUGACUGUAGUAAUUAUCGGGACUUAACUGAAGUCCGACUUGUUUGUAUAUAAAUAUAUUAAUUUACUUUUUUUCGCGAGCACUCGUCACCAUCAAGGCGGUCGAUAAACAAUAUUAUAUUUUUGUACCUAUAUACUAUUAUUAUAUAAUGAAUAAAAUAAAAUAUACGCAUUAUAUUAUUAUUAUAACAGUUGUAUAAUAUAUGAAUUGCAUUUGUCUUCCGAUGAGCGAUGUCCUGUUCAAUUCUAUACGGAAUAAUUACAUGACACCGCCCAGCAGAGUACUUACACCCAGGUCUGGUAUAUUGUCGCGUGGCUAGGGUGAGCAAUGAGCACGGUGGUGGUGGUUAGAGGUGCCUGUUUUGUUCCGGUGUAACGCCUCCACGAGAACUUGUAAUCCUCCACCGUAAGCCGAUUAUCCGGCACAACACGGACCGACCCGUCACCCGUGCUCGGUGCACCCCCCCCCCCAUCGACAAUUUGGGUUCAUGCUGUUGUCCCGUAAACAUUUUGCAAGCCCCGUUAGGUUGCAACCAGUUCUACGCCCGAAUUAAAGUAUGACCAACCUGCUGUUGUACGUACAUUUUUAAAUUUCUAUUUUGUUUUUUUUAAAUAAAGAAGUGCAAAAGUAUAGAGAGA